This is a messenger RNA of Naegleria fowleri, 2532 nucleotides long. RefSeq lists its product as uncharacterized. The coding region runs from base 1 to 2532 and encodes 843 amino acids. The record is from RefSeq and is a predicted model, not a curated record. NCBI's taxonomy places the organism in Eukaryota, Heterolobosea, Eutetramitea, Acrasida, Naegleriidae. The transcript has 3 exons.
AUGACCCUCAUGGCUCUGGCUCUUGCCCAAGCUCUUCCAACUUCACUUUCCUAUCAACCCGGACAAGAAUUUGUUUUCAAUUUACAUGGAACCGUGGACGCCCGUGGUUUUGUUCAAACUCAGGGUCAGACCACCAACGGAACCACCUCAACCUUGGAUUCGACCUAUGUCCACCGAUGUGAUCAAAUUAAUAACGAUGGUUCAUUCAUUUUCGUGAUGAAUAUGUUCAAUACUGAAGUGGGUGUGGGUCAAAGUGUGCCAGAAGCAUUGAGAAGCAAGACUCGCUUGACAUCAUCUGCUGCUGGCUUGAAGAGAAAACCAAAAACAAGCCUUGUUUCUUUGGGAGAUGCUGAACCAUUAGGCUAUGACAUGUACUUCCAACAAUUGCCUAAUGGACAAAUCACCAACGUGUGGUAUGAGAGUGAUGACUCUCUCUACUUUGUCAACGUAAAGCUCAGUGCCAUCACUGCUUUCCAAACCUAUGUCACUCAAAGUGUUGUCAACGGUGUUUUGGAGCAAGAUCCAGUGGGUGUUCAUACAAGCAAUUAUCAAGGUGUAAGCAGUAAUGUGUUGACUUUGAACAAGCAAUUCAGCCAAAACAACUUCCGUUCCUUCUCCGAUGCUCAAGUUACAUCAAACAAUGUCCAAAUCUCAGCUUCUUCUCAAACAGUUGUUCAUGCAUCUGGCUAUAUCAUGCAAACAUCCACCUCACAAAUUACCAACGCAAUUUCAAUGCAAUUAGGAAAUGAUGCAUUGAAGAGAUCUCAAUAUUAUACCAAUUCCACUGGUUUUGAUAUGAAUAUGAGAAGUGCUGGCUCAUUAACUAUUGUUUUAGCAAACCAACAAAAAUUGGAAUCAUUCACAAAGAUUUCACCCAUUAACAAUGCCAAUUAUACAAAGUCUACAUUGUUUGAAGCUGGAAAGAAUGUUAUUGCGGGCUUGUCUUUGCAAGAUUAUAAGUUACCUACUAUAAGCCAAGAUCCUUCUGUCAUGAUUCAAUCAGUUUUAGAAUCCAGAGAACCAUUGAUCAAACACCACAAGACUUUGAAGGCACUCGUCAAGUAUUUCUCUAGCUCUGCACCUGUUGUAAUUUCUUCUCUCGAUAUGGUCAAGUCGGUCCUUCUCAAACACAUCAACUUGGUGAGACAAAACAAUGACAAGAUUAUGAGAAGCAAGUUGUUUUAUAUUUUAUCUGGAUCUCAACACUUUGAGGAAAUGUUUGUCAAUGAGUUUAUUGAUUAUGCUAUUGCUGAAAAGCAACCAACUUUGAAUAAUGAGCUGCUAUUCCAUGCAAUUCUUGCUCUCAACACUGGAUUAAGACAACCAUCCAACAUUAGCAUUCGUAAGAUUCAUGUUCUAUUCUUAAAGUACAGUGCCCAAGCUAAUUCAAUGAUCAGAGACGCAGCCAUUUUGUCAUUUGGAUCUUUGGUUAGUAGAGAUUCGGUUAGCCCUUCAGUUAAAAGAGAUGCUGCCAAUACUUUGCUUGAAAUGUUAGAUCGUAUUACUGCUUCCAGAGAAAUGAGAAGCAGUGAUCCACACUUGGCUGUGAGUAUUUUGGGAGCCAUCUACAAUGCUGACAACAUUUUCCAACCAGAAGAAAUUGUUAAGAGAGCCCUUAAAUUGCUUGCUACUGAAGCCAAUCCAAGCAUUGUUUCUGCACUCAAGAUGGUCUUGAGCUCCUUCGCCAAGAAGCAUUCCAUUCCAUCUGCCAAGCUUAUGCUUGAUGAUUCUCCAUAUCCAUACAAUAGAUCCAUUUCUAAGGAUUACAAUGUUGGAGGUGAAACGAUCUCAAUUGACAUUCACGGAGAUUUAUUUGUUGGUACUAACUUUGAUUGCAAUCAUCCUCAAUUCAACUAUUUGGGAAAGGCUGAAGCCUACGCUAACGUCAAUGUACUUGGUGUUAAGCAAUCGUCCAUCUUUGAUGCUAAGGCUGCUUACGGAAAACAAGGAUCCGUUGCUGUUGCUAACGAAAUCUUCUUGAGUGUCUUUGAUAAGGUAGUCUAUCAACAAACAUUACCAACUCAACUCAUUGAUUGCAACUUGCAUACAUAUCAAUUGUAUCAUGCCUCUCCUGGAUUUAGUUUCUCAUACACUGUUUGGGUAUCAAUUGUUCCAAUUACUUUUUCUGCUGGAGCCGAUUUAGUUUUGAAUGCCCAAUGGGGAUGGCAAGUGUGUGAUGCUCAAUUGAGUGCUAUGGUUGAACUCAUUCCAUCUGCUGAUUUGGUUGUCUCAGGAAAGGCAGAGAUUGAUUUAUUGAUCAUUAGAGGAGGUGUUGAAUUGGAUGCAUCAUUCCAGGCUGCUCUUGUACCUCAAGCUUAUGUCCAUGGAACUUUGUGCACAGUGGGUAUUGAUGUACAAUUACAAACACAUCCAAUGUCUGCUGAUUUCGAAGCGUACUAUAUGUGGAGAGAUUGCAAGUAUUGGAUCUUUGAUUGUCAUUGGGGACAACACGACACUAGAACAUUGUGGUCUUGGUCUUUACCUGCUCAACAACAAACUCUUUUCAACAAGGAAUGGAAAAUUCAAGUGUAA